Messenger RNA from Plasmodium malariae, 594 nucleotides. RefSeq names its product conserved Plasmodium protein, unknown function. Lineage: Eukaryota; Apicomplexa; Aconoidasida; Haemosporida; Plasmodiidae. The coding region runs from base 1 to 594 and encodes 197 amino acids. The record is from RefSeq and is a predicted model, not a curated record. The transcript has 2 exons.
AUGGCAUGUUUUAAGGUACCAUCAAAGUAUGUGUACCCAAAAGAUAUGUGUGAAUUAAUAAGAGAGUUAACAAACGUUAUAGAAAAAAAAAAAAUAGAAGAUGUCGACAGGAAGAAAUUAUGGGAUAUAACAAAUAAUAUGUAUGAUCAAUGGGUAAAAGUAGCCGAAUCAGAAAAAGAAAAAGACAAAAAAGAUUACUUUAAAUUAAUUUCCUUUUUGACAUUGCUUUUAUCAACAAACUGGUUUACAGAAGAACAAGAAGAAAUUGAAUUUAUAAUUAAUGAAAUUUAUUAUAAUUACAUAGGAGUGGAUGAGUCCUUCCCAGAGGACGAAAUUACAAGAGCAAUUGAAAAUUCACUCGGUGCGGAAGUGAAAAAGUGCAUAAUUAAUAAGAAUGCCCUUACUGUGGAAUUCAUAAAAGGUGAUUACGGAGAGGGGGUUUUUGAUGGGAAACUUGUGCUAGACAUAAAUGAUGGUUUAUUUUUGCACACACAAAAAGAAAUUUUACAAUAUACUGGUAAAUUACCUGUCGAUUCCUACGAAAUAGAGCUAGCUAUUAAUUCGUACAAUUGGAAACAAUAUGAACAAAAGUAA